Messenger RNA from Gadus chalcogrammus (walleye pollock), 1096 nucleotides. RefSeq names its product BAF chromatin remodeling complex subunit BCL7B a (gene bcl7ba). The transcript is spliced from 6 exons. The record is from RefSeq and is a predicted model, not a curated record. Bases 1 to 597 code for a protein of 198 amino acids. Lineage: Eukaryota; Metazoa; Chordata; Actinopteri; Gadiformes; Gadidae.
AUGUCUGGACGCUCUGUACGAGCGGAGACCCGAAGCCGUGCUAAAGAUGAUUUCAAAAAGGUGAUGGCCGCAAUUGAAAGAGUACGAAGAUGGGAGAAAAAGUGGGUCACCGUUGGCGAUACGUCUCUGAAGAUCUUUAAAUGGGUUCCUGUUGUGGACACUAAAGAGCAGAAAGACAAGAGCGUCCUGGGCCGAGCGGUCCGGGACUGCUACACCGACGGCCCGGAGUCGGAGAACACCAACCCAGCUCUACUCGAUUUCCAAGAUGAGACCAGUAACCAGAGCUCUCUGUCGGACGCCUACCAGCCCAAGGUGGACAACAGCAGUAACUCGGUCAGCCCCCUGCCCAGCGAGCCCCUCAGCCCCGCCAACAUAGGAGACUUCCACGCUGACAGCUCCCAGCCCCCGAUGCUCGGCCACGAGGCCUCGGAGGACUCGUCGCUGGCUUGUGAACUUGCCGAUGAACCUCCAACAUUAAUCAAAGAAGAGCUGUUGCCUGUCGCAGCACAGGAUGAGGAGGAUUCAUCUGGCGCCCCACCCCUGAAGAAGGCCUGCACUGAACAGAGCUCCGGCUUGGCCGUCCCUCUGAUGAGAUAAUAAAGGUCCUGCUGAAAUCACUGUUUAUGCAUUACGUCACUGGAUUCUGCAUUAUAACUCUGGAAAAAUGAUGAUGUUUUUGGUUGUUUUGAUGUAGUUUGAUUAUAUGACUAUACAUAUGAACAUUGUACAGAUUUCUUUGAUAAGCAAACAUGCUCUUUAUAUUGAUUCAGUUAUUCUUCAUUUUGUUCAGAAGUAGUGCCAUUCAGAUGGCCUAUGUACAAUCCAGUUAGUCUCUUGCUGUAAUUUAUACUUUCAUAACAUUUUGUUGUCGUCCAGACUAAUGGUAUAAAAUGUCCUGAGCAUGUGGGUAACACUCACAAAUGUAAUAGAAUUGUAUUUUUCCAGAGGGUGGUAGGCCUACCUAUACAAGUAUCUACUUUUACAAACCAGCAUUUGGAUGUAGGACUUUCCUUUUUUUAUUCUAUGCAAUUACAUUCAAAUUAAAUUAAAUCAGACUUUUAUAUUUAAUUAAAGGUGAAUUUUACUGAAAGAAAUG